GCCGUAUGUUUUGUCGGAUAUGUUUCCCCGUAACACCCUAUAGGAAACCCUGGGCCGGCUGGACAAGCUUACCCGGAACUCCGGCCGCUGCGGCUGUCAGUUUGGUUUGUGGUUCGGUCCAACAUGGCGGCAGACGGAUGGAAAUACUGAUGACAGUCCGAAAAAUCGCCUCGAUUUGUACGAUGGGCGCCAAUGCCUCUGCUUUGGAGAAAGAGAUUGGACCGGAACAGUUCCCUGUAAAUGAACACUACUUCGGCUUGGUCAACUUUGGCAACACCUGCUACUGCAACUCGGUAUUGCAGGCACUUUACUUCUGUCGACCCUUUCGGGAAAAAGUUCUGGCAUACAAGGUCCAGCCCAGGAAGAAGGAAAGCCUGCUGACCUGCCUGUCUGACCUCUUCAACAGCAUCGCCACACAGAAGAAGAAGGUGGGAGUCAUCCCACCCAAGAAGUUCAUCUCCAGACUGAGGAAGGAGAAUGAGCUGUUUGAUAACUACAUGCAGCAGGAUGCCCACGAGUUCCUCAACUAUCUGCUAAACACUAUCGCUGAUCUACUGCAAGAGGAGAAGAAGCAGGAGAAGCAGAAUGGCAAACUGCAGAACGGGAGCGUGGAGAGCGAGGAGGGGGACAAACCCGACCUCACCUGGGUACACGAGAUCUUCCAGGGAACGCUCACCAACGAAACCCGCUGUCUUAACUGUGAAGCGGUCAGUAGCAAAGAUGAGGACUUUCUGGACCUUUCAGUAGAUGUGGAACAAAACACCUCAAUAACCCACUGUUUAAGGGGUUUUAGUAACACGGAGACGCUGUGUAGUGAGUGCAAGUAUUACUGUGAGCAGUGCCGCAGCAAACAGGAAGCACAGAAAAGAAUGAGAGUGAAGAAGCUGCCCAUGAUCCUGGCGCUGCACUUGAAAAGGUUCAAAUACAUGGAUCAGCUGCACCGAUACACCAAACUGUCCUAUCGCGUGGUCUUCCCCCUGGAGCUGAGACUCUUCAACACCUCUGGAGACGCCACCAACCCUGACCGCAUGUACGAUCUGGUGGCUGUCGUCGUGCACUGUGGCAGUGGUCCGAAUCGUGGCCAUUAUAUCACAAUUGUGAAGAGCCAUGGGUUCUGGCUGCUAUUUGAUGACGACAUUGUCGAGAAGAUAGAUGCUCAAGCCAUAGAGGAGUUUUAUGGGCUCACGUCUGACAUUUCAAAAAACUCAGAGUCAGGAUAUAUCCUCUUUUAUCAGUCACGGGACUAAACCAUCGGAACAGAGUGUGGUCCUCCCAGGGGACUGGGGGAGGCCCACUGAGCCACAGAGCCAGGAGAUAUGGUGGGGGGGCCUGGCAGGAAGAACCGAACCAGAGAAGCAGAGGAGUGGAGUGCAGCGCACGGCUUGAGAGAGAAUCCCUGUUCUUCAAUGCGUACAGUGAAACCCACUUACUAGAACUGCUGGUUAAAAGAAUCAACUGCAUAUUGUAAUUGAAAAUAUUUUCCCAACUUAAAAUUAGCCCAUUUUAUUGAAACAGCUUAAACCACUUACUGUGAUCAAAUUGUCUCUCAGCUUGUGUGUAUUUCAUCAGUUGUGCUUUACCCCCCAAAAGAAUACCUCCUUUGUUUGAAUUUGGCAAACCACAAAAUAGUGUGCUGACACAAUGAGGAACUUUAUUCACCAUUACCGACAUUUCACUGUUAAUACAACCCGUAUCCUCUGCAUAACCUGAAGUGCUGCUGUACAUUGAAUGAUUUUUGUUUCUAUGUUUUCUUAUUUCUUCCAAGAAAUGAACAUACCUCAUAAUCGAAUCAAUCGGAGAUGAAAACUGCUUAUUUGAUCAUAUUGUGAUCAAAACAAGUACAAACGUGAUCACAUUAAGAGGCUUUCACUAGUCCCUGUUUCGAGGUUCAAGUUGAAGUCAUUUUGACUGACAAAACAAUUCCAUAAAUCUUCCCAGUUUUGCACUUCCAUUCACUACAUAGGUCUCAAGUGUACAGUUUGGAAAGAAGCUUAAUUUGAAGUUACCAGUUUUUCUGCCUUACAGGAAGUCUGGUACUGCUUUACUUCCUCGCUCAUUUGACCCUAGCAGUGUUUUCUGGGUAAAAUCAUGUUACAGACUGAAAACAUUCAACAGUCAAUAGGGGAAGCAGCCCAUUAGGUAUUGACAGGGAAGAAGCCAGUGAAGGGGUGGGGAUGAUUUCACAAUCCAGGUGAAAUUCACCUUGGAAGUGCAAGUCUAAAAGUAUAGCUUGAAAUCCUACGUUUCUUUACCCAAGUUUAGUACCAGAUGUCUGUUCUAAAAUGAGAUUAUGUUUACUGAAAUAUUUAAAACUGCCCAUUUGAGAUAAAGAUAAUAAAUGGAUAUUCAUUGCAGAGAGAAUGUAUGGAGCGGUUUUGUUAGUUACACUCACUUUAAUCAAGCCACACUAUAGGAAACUGAUUUUUUUUUAUGUACAAAAUAAUUGGUUCAGCUACUUUUAUCAGAGCAAAAUCUGAAAAUUGUAUCAUUCUGUUUGAAGAAAUGAUUAGUUGUGGUAAUAUGUUAUUUUAAGCGGAUGUUUUAUAUUUGGCAUAUUGAUUUAAAUGUUCAAUUUUGAUAUGCAAGUUAUAUUCUGAUAAUGGUAAUGAUGAGAAAAGGUUUAUUGAAUGCGGCCCAGAUUUCAAAUUCAGCCUCCUCCUCUUGUAUGUUUGGUUUCUGAUGAGGUGUAUAGAAAUGUGUCCUUUCUCUUUUUCUUUCCCCAGGGAGUCGCCUGCACAGCAUGUCAUUUAUUUGCUUAAUAAGUUAAGAUUUGAGAUGUGAAAUAUUAUUAUUAUUAUUAUUAUUAUUAUUAUUAUUAUUAUUAUUGAAGCCUGUGUGGAAGUGAAGAGAGCUGUUUAAUACCUCUCUGUUUCUUCUUGUGAUCUACUUGUACAUUAUAAGGAUAUGCACCUGUCCCAUACAUUUAUUAUGAGAAUCUACUGACUUUUUCCUUUUUUCUAGAACUGUAGUUUAGUAGUUGGUGCCGGACAGUAGUCGAUUUGCUAGAUAACUAGUUGACCAAUACAAGACACUUGAGGUGGAUUAAAAGAGGGAACUUAUGUUUUCUUUAUAGACUUCAAAAAUAACAAUUAUGGGUUGUACAUUUAGUAUAUUUCAUAAUUUGAUUUUGCAAUACAAUAACUACUAGUUGUACAAAACCUUUGCGCUCUCAAAAUAUAUUUUCAGUAUUUAUGUAAUAUAAAGUUCUUGGUGUAAAUAUAUAUAUUUUUUCUUAGGCAAUACCUGUAUACAGGUAAUUCUUUUAAUAACUACAUUUAAAAAAUUAUAUCAUCAAGCACAUUAGCACCCUCUAGUGGACUACAACAAAAACCCUUUUUGCUUCAAAGUGUAGUUUUCAUGCUUUCAUAUUAGCAAGCGGAGAAUCUACCUAAAACAGAUAGUGCCGUGCAGUUUUCAAAGCAGAAAUGUCAGCUGCAUGGAUUUGCUAGGAUUUUCAUUCCUACAUAAAAAGAGAAUCUCAGCACAAUGUAAUCUUUAUCUGUUAAUUGGAUUCAGUUCUGGGACCUGCAUGAACACAAUACAAACCUUUUGUCCACAUGUGGAUCCAAACGCUAAUUCUGCAACUUUCAAUCAAUUUCUGUUUCUUCUGUCCUGCCUUUUCAGUUCUGAAUAUAAAUUAUGAUUUUCUUUUCCAUGAGAUUUUUUUAAAAGUUCUAAAGCACAAUUUGUGGUCUAGAGCGUUUCAAUAAAAUCAGAAUUCCCUUGAGAAUGUAUAUGAAUUGUAUGGUGCUGGAUUCUAGCUCAGUUCACUACCUUUUAAAAAGUUAAAGACUGAUCAGGAGAAGACGUCUUUAUUUUAGAUUAUUAAGAUGUUUAUUUCUUUUAAUCUUAAGAAAUGUCUGUUACAACAUUAGUAAACAUGCCUUGACUUUUUGAGUAUUCUCACUAGUGUUGAAGUGAUCUGCAUACUGUUGCAGAUUUCUUUGAAAUGAUCAGCAUGAUACUGGAUCAUAAGCUAGGGCAGAUGUCCCCCAUCUUUGGUCUGUGAGUAAUUCCCUGCAUCUACCCAUUUCCAAGCAAAACAUGGGUAACACAGCACCUUCCCAAUUCAGUUCUGUGUCUCAUAUUUAUUAACUUUCUAGAAGCUCUCCAUCGUUUUUAUAAUAUUUCUGUAGCUAAAAUCACUGAGAACCAUUGAGUUAUCAAAGCUUCCCUCCCAACCCCUCGUACUCCAUCGAAUCUUCCAAAACGUUGACUUGCAAACGCUUGUAUGUAAAUAAAAGCCACUCUGAAUCACGUCUUCCUGAAACAGAAAACAUUUGGAUUGAAACCAAGGCCCGGUUUGGCAGGGGUUAAGUUUUGUCGCAACCCCUAGUUGAUUAUAAUUUAUGGCCAGUGGAUUUAAAACAAUCACCAUUGUGCUUAAAAAUAAAUCUGCAACAGGAGACGGCAGGUACAACCAGCAGUUAGAAUGAUGUGUCUGGGCGUGCUCACCAAUGCUUGAACGGCCGUGUGUCGCGCCAUGCUCUCAAGACUGGGUUUGGAGAUUGCAAACGUGGAGUCACCUCAAUAUUCAACAGAAUACCUAAAGAAACUCUGUGCCUGCUUUAAUUAAUAGAUGAAAUGAAAGUUUAACUUGGUUUCUGAGACUGUAACUGGAAGCUAGUUGGUAUUCUGAACAAAAUCAGUAUUUUGAUCGAAUUAAAGUCUAUCGAUUGGUUUCUUGAACCCAUCUCACUGACAUGAAAAAAAAUAAGCUUUCAGUGCUUGUGAAUAAAUGCGUACAUGAAUGUUAUAUUUGAAUUCCCUUUUCCUAGAUUGUUUCUUUCUGUUUUGACCUGUUCUCGAUGUCUGCUAUAGUUAGAGUGUAAGUCGCUUAGUUUCAAUUGCAUGUCUGUUGUAUAUUCCCGUUACAAUCGUAUGGUGCUUGCAAUUAUCUGAAUGGUCAUUAACUCUGUUAUUUGUUUGCCUUUGCUUAAUGUGACAAUGUGACCUCCAGCCCCAUCACUCUACAGAUAUGGACACAGAGAGUAGAUGAGGCUGGCAAAGUGGAAAGGUCACACUGUCACACUUUGGAUUCUCCAGACUGACUCAAAGCAAGGAAAGGCACAUUUGGAGAAAAAGGAUAACAGCUCAACAUAGGAGCAACCUAAACUCUUAAGGUUAUUUGUCCAUGAAGUACCGGAAGGGAGCUAGUUGUGCAUAUGGCAAGGGGGAGCAAGGGGUAGAUUUGCAUUGGAAGUGCUGGAAAUGGGUUCAACAAACUAGUUGGUUAGCCGUUACCCGACUCCACCCUCCCUCCACAUUUACAUCAGGGGGGAGGGUAUUAAUGAAGAUAAAAUUUUUAUUAGAAGUUGAGGACAAGAAAUUAAAGUACACAUUUGUAUUAUCAAUCUCAAGAUACUGUACACAGUAACACGCUUUGAUCUCUAGCGUGCAGAAUGCUUGUCUUAUUCAAGUUGAUAUUACCACUUGGGAAAUGUGGAUAGGUAUGUACUGCGUAAGAAAUUUCUUCUUGACAGUGCUAGUUUUCAAAAAAGCAAUUGCGUAAAUAAUGAAGAAAAAUGUAUAUUUCAACAACUUAGAAACAAAUGAAUGUUGCUUAAUGUUGUUUACUUUGCUUUUUGAUUUCAAAUUACAAUAUUUUACACAAUAGUUAUCGUAUUUGAUUGGUGAUAAUAUGAAUGUGAAUCGGAGCAUUGUGCAUGCAAUAGAUAGGUGUGUGUUUAUACUUUUGGGCAUCGAUCGCUGUCUGUCUCUCAGGAUCAGUUUUGUUGAAUUUGUCCACGAGGCAGCACGUUGACUUCAAGAAUAGACAUGAACCUGGCUGUACAUAUUGCUUAUUUCAUUGUAACUGUAAGUAAUAAAUGUGUAUAAAAUCUA
This is a messenger RNA of Acipenser ruthenus (sterlet), 5844 nucleotides long. RefSeq names its product ubiquitin carboxyl-terminal hydrolase 12-like. The transcript is spliced from 9 exons. Gene Ontology annotation, cellular component: cytosol; nucleus. Gene Ontology annotation, molecular function: cysteine-type deubiquitinase activity; cysteine-type endopeptidase activity. The coding region runs from base 6 to 1247 and encodes 413 amino acids. The record is from RefSeq and is a predicted model, not a curated record. Gene Ontology annotation, biological process: protein deubiquitination. Lineage: Eukaryota; Metazoa; Chordata; Actinopteri; Acipenseriformes; Acipenseridae.